GGCGCGGGGGGGCGUGGUCUCGGCCGCGUCGCCGCGCGGCGUGCGGAAUCUGCGGCGGCCGUUGGCCGUUGGCGCGGCUUGGGCGGUUGUCUUGGAGAAGCAAGAUGGCGGCGACGGCGGCCGCGGUGGUCCCGGAGGAGGACACGGAGCUGCGAGACCUGCUGGUGCAGACGCUGGAGAACAGCGGGGUCCUGAACCGCAUCAAGGCUGAACUGCGAGCAGCUGUGUUUUUAGCACUAGAAGAGCAAGAAAAAGUAGAGAACAAAACUCCUCUAGUCAAUGAGAGCCUGAGAAAGUUUUUAAAUACGAAAGAUGGCCGGCUGGCGGCGAGUCUCGUUGCAGAGUUUCUCCAGUUUUUCAAUCUUGACUUCACCUUGGCCGUUUUUCAGCCUGAAACCAGCACAUUUCAAGGUCUUGAAGGUCGAGAGAAUUUAGCCCGAGAUCUAGGUAUUAUUGAAGCAGAAGGUACUGUGGGUGGACCUUUAUUAUUAGAAGUGAUCAGACGUUGUCAGCAGAAAGAAAAAAGGGCAGCCAAUGGGGAGGGUGCACUAGAUCUAUGUGAUGUACAUUCUCCACCAAAGUCACCAGAAGGCAAAACAAGUGCUCACAGCAGUCCCAGUAAGAUACCAAGGUAUAAAGGACAAGGUAAGAAGAAGACAAGCGGGCAGAAGUCUGGUGCCAAGAAGGCCAGCAGUGAUGCUAGUCAGAGUGACCCAAGUGUCUCCUCAUCAGAACCAAAGAGCAAAAACGGCCUCCACCUGCUGGCCCAUGAAACAAAAAUUGGAUCUUUCUUAAGUAACAAAAGUCUAGAUGUCAAAGACAAAGCUGGUCUUUGUCCAGAUGAAGAUGAUAUGGAGGGGGAUUCUUUCUUUGAUGAUCCCAUUCCUAAACCAGAAAAAACUUACGGUUGGAGAAGUGAACCUAGUAAGCAAGCAGGAAGCCUUGCAUCGCUCUCUGACGCACCCCCCUUGAAAAGUGGGCUCAGCUCCCUUGCCGGAGCCCCCCCAUUGAAAGACUCUGAAAGUAAAAGAGGAAACACAGUUUUAAAAGAUCUGAAAUUGGUCCAUGAUAAAAUCGGAUCACUUGGAUUAGGGACUGGAGAGGAAGACGACUACGUUGAUGAUUUUAAUAGUACCAGCCAUCGCUCAGAGAAAAGUGAGCUGAGUAUUGGUGAAGAGAUCGAGGAAGACCUUUCUGUGGAAGUCGAUGACCUCAAUACCAGUGAUAAACUCGAUGACCUGACACAGGACCUGACUGUGUCCCAGCUCAGUGACGUUGCGGAUUAUCUGGAAGAUGUUGCAUAGACGUGAAAGAAGGAAGUAUUCUAAUCAACAAAGGACAAAGGACUCUGAUCAGUUCCAUUUUUUUUUUUCUCCAGACAAUCACUCUUUGCUGGAAUGUCUGCUCCCUAUUGGUGCCUUGUGUUUCAAAAAGACUGCAGAUAUUUUUAAAAAUUAAGUUUUCAUUAUACUAAACAAAAGCUUCCUACCUGAGCUGGUGUAUGGAAGAUACAAUAUUCUUAAUUUGGUUUGGCUGCACGUUUCUCUGUGGAAGUUGAUUAUCUACAACUCAAAUUCAUUACAAGGAGUGAACCCAUGAAAAUAUGAGUAUUAAGAGCUUACUGAAAGGUGUCAAUAAAGCUGUAGGUUCACACAGCUGUGUGUGUGUGUGUGUGUGUGUGUGUGUGUGUGUGUGUGUGUGGCUUUAGGCAUCCGGAGUCAAAGCAUACUUGGUAUUAGGUGUUGUGCACAGAGUUGGUGAAGUGACCUGAAGCUUAUUACCGAAAGUUAGAUUUGAUAGGUCAGCUUUAUUUUGUAUUUCCUUCCAUCUGGAAGGGUUGUUAGACCAUUACGGUUAUAUUAAAUACUCCCGUGUGCGCUGGUUUUGCUUGUUUUGAAGAAAUCUAGAGGUCGUUAUGACUUUCAGUCCACAGAGUUGUCACUGACAGCAUCCGUGGUCGCCUCUCCUGUCGGUAGAAGGAGCUGUUAGUCACGGGCUGUCGUCUUUACAGUUGUAAUUAUCGUGUGUAAAGAUGCCUGGAAACAUUUAAUACCAGGAUGCAUCUGUAACCACCAAGCAGUGCUUUUAUCUCAGACCUGUAAGUUGAUUGUAUUAAAAUCCAAAUUGGACUGUAACAGUGGUAAUGGCCUAAGACCAUCCCCAGUGUGGCGAGCCUUGUGCACUGUGCAGAGGUUCCUUGCAGCCCCGCCCAGACGGAGGCGGCGCUGGCCCCGCGGGCAGCCUCGCUCCCGCUGUCCCUGCUGUGCUGCUGUCAGUGGGGUGGCUGACCCUCACUACUGGGAGUGACGCCGGCGUGUUCCCAGGAAUGUAAGUGAAGCUGUGAUCGUGUGCUACAUUUUGUACUUUUUUAUUUGCAUUAAAUUAUGUUUUUUUAUUAAAAGUCACCUUUAUUAAUAAAGAGUCAACUAGACCUCCUUGAUUGAUUUCAGUAAGUGAGCAGACUUCGUGGUCCCUCUAGGGCCAGUUUUUCAUUCCCUAUCUGCCUCAAUGUUACAGAAGUAUUUGCUGGCCCCUCAUAUGUGAAGGGCAGUGGUAACGAAAGGAUUGCGAUUAUAUAACGUGACGGUGUGAUUGUAUAACAUCUAAGUGAAACUGAGCCACGAGCACCAAGAGGAAGUAGGACAGAAAGUGGGCCAGCGCGACCUGGGAGCCGCUCUGUCGGUCUGCCCUCGCUUUGUGGGCUCUGACCUCAGUCCUGGUGGCGGGCUGUGUGUUGUGUGAGUGCACAGCACCGUGGGGAGAUGUAAUCUGUCGCUGAAAGUCCCCCAAUGCGCUUGUUGUAAAAUGCAUGUCCCUAGAUGUCCUCUCUGUAAACAGUCACUUUCUAUAAAGCAUUGUAGUUUUCCUCUGGGCCUCUGGAAUCUGUGUCAAAUGUGUGGCUUAUUUUUUAUCUGAUUGAGCUAGAUUUCAAUGAAAUGAUUUGAAAGGAUAGCAGGAGGUGGCUUUUUAAAUUUCUGGAAAACUUUGAACAGCAUCUGAAAUUUGUCAUUCUUCCGUUAUCUAGAGAAUCUGACCUUUUGAUGACAUCUGGGAGGACGGGCAGAAAGGGCCAAACAUGGAGCUUCCUUUGUCAUCGGCACUCCAUACAGCUAGUGAUGUCAAGUAACUUAAAAUUCAGUGAAGAAAAGUUCCAUUUCCAAAUGUGUUCCUCAGUUAGAUAGGUUUUGAGUGUGUGACUAUUUUCUUUUUGCUCAGAAAUACAUUUUGACAUACUGAUCCGUGAAACACAUUUUCAUGGUAAAACCUGAAUUUGACAGUGGAAUUUUUCAAGUGUGAGGUGUCCUUUUAUUGGUGAUAAUUCAAAGUGAAUAAAAAGCUUUUAUUCUC
Messenger RNA from Ailuropoda melanoleuca (giant panda), 3348 nucleotides. RefSeq names its product centrosomal protein 43 (gene CEP43). Gene Ontology annotation, cellular component: centrosome. Gene Ontology annotation, biological process: microtubule anchoring. The record is from RefSeq and is a predicted model, not a curated record. Lineage: Eukaryota; Metazoa; Chordata; Mammalia; Carnivora; Ursidae. Gene Ontology annotation, molecular function: protein binding. The transcript is spliced from 13 exons. The coding region runs from base 105 to 1304 and encodes 399 amino acids.